Molecule: messenger RNA, 1705 nt
Organism: Staurois parvus
Lineage: Eukaryota; Metazoa; Chordata; Amphibia; Anura; Ranidae
Source: the annotation of a GenBank genome assembly
AUGGAUGACACCGAAUAUGGCCGUUUUGUGGAUUGGGAUAAGAUGGAGAGUGGGGGCCAGGAACAGAGCCCCAAAGUUCUUAACUGUAACGAUUUACAGGAACUGAAACAGCUGUCUCGUCAGGGGUAUUGGGCCAAGAACCAUUCGUUACGGGCAAAGGUAUAUAAAAAACUUAUCAAAGACAUCCCUUGCCGCACCGUGACACCAGACGCCAGCGUGUACCGAGACAUUGUGGGAAAAAUAGUGGGCAAGAGAAGUGCCAGUACGUUACCACUACCUGAAUUUGUUGACGAUCGCCAGGUUCCCACCUACUGCCUGAACUCCGAAGGGAUUGGAUCAGUCCGGAAAGUCAUAAUGUGUAUCUCAAACCAAUUUCCAGAUAUCUCCUUUUGUCCUGCUCUCCCUUCCAUUGUGGCUCUUCUUCUUCACUACAGCCAGGACGAAGCAGAAUGCUUUGAAAGCGUCUCUCGAAUAUUAGCCUGCAAUGACCCUAAUAGGCGGCUUGUUGACCAAACCUUUUUAGCAUUUGAGUCGUCUUGCAUGACUUUUGGGGAUCUAGCAGGCAAAUAUUGCCAAGGACCUCACAAGCUCAUGGUAGCAGUAUCUGAAGAUGUCAUGGAGGUAUACUCAGACUGGCAAAGGUGGCUUUUUGGAGACUUGCCCUUUAACUAUGUCACAAGGGUGUUUGAUGUGUUUUUGGUAGAAGGUUACAAAGUUCUCUUCAGGAUAGCGCUGGCUCUUCUGAAAUUUUUUCAAAAAGUAAGAGGUGGACAGCCUAUGGAGUCGAAUAAUGUGAAAAGAGACCUCCAGGAGUUUGUGAGGGACAUCAGCAAAUCCGUGUCUCCAGAAAAAACUUUUAGAGAAAGCCUUUGCUAUCCGGCUCUUCUCCCGUAAAGAGAUACACUUACUUCAGAUUGCCAAUGAGAAAGCUCUGCAGCAGAAAGGCAUCACGGUGAAGCAGAAAAGAGUAAAGUCUCCUGUCCGACAGAAUGUUCACUUGGCUGUACAUGCUGAAAACUUCAAGUCUGACAUUGUGAGUGUGAAGGAGAUGCGAGACAUCUGGUCCUGGAUUCCGGAAAGGUUUGCCCUCUGCCAGCCGCUUCUGCUCUUCACCAACCGGGAGCAUGGCAAUAGCCUCAGCAGGUUUUACUUGCAUUCUGAAGGGCAUGAGCCCACCCUACUACUGAUCAAAACCAGCAGCCAAGAGGUGUGUGGUGCAUACCUAUCUACUGACUGGAAUUCACGCAAGAAAAGCGGAAACAAGCUGAGCUUCUUUGGAACUGGAGAGUGUUUUGUUUUUCGGCUACAGCCAGAGGUGGAGCGCUACGAGUGGGUGAUCAUAAAACACCCUGAGCUCGGCAGAGUAAGUGCAUCAGCUGACAAAGAAUCAAACUCUUCCCAAGACACUGCUGAUGGCACAGACCCUUCUGAUCGCUUGUCUCCAUUCCUGGCCACUCGCCACUUCAACCUUCCAUCUAAAACAGCCUCCAUGUUCAUGGCUGGGAGCACAGAAUGCAUUAUCAUAGGUGGCGGAGAUGGACAAGCUUUAUAUUUGGACUCUGAUCUGAAUUAUGGAAGAACCAGCCAUUGCAACACUUUCAACAACCAGCCUCUGUGCUCCGAAACCUUCCAGGUGGCAGUGAUAGAGGUGUGGGGUUUUAAGGACAAUCUCCACAAUGAGGAACGUCCCUCAACAUUACCUUGA